GCGGCUCCGGUUUCCGGCGGGAGAGGGUACCGCGGUGUAGAGGGGGAGAAGCUUCGGUUUGUUUCGUGACGCUUGCUGCCGGCGGCUGUACUGUUCCCUGGUAGCCGUCAGAAUGCCUCACUUGGAAAACAUGGUGCUUUGUCGCGAGUCCCAGGUGUCCACCUUGCAGUCUCUAUUUGGAGAGAGACAUCAUUUCAGUUUCCCAUCCAUUUUUAUUUAUGGGCAUACUGCCAGUGGAAAGACCUAUGUAACACAAACUUUGUUGAAAACUUUAGAGCUCCCACAUGUCUUUGUGAAUUGUGUUGAAUGCUUUACCUUGAGGCUGAUUUUGGAACAAAUCUUAAACAAGUUGAAUCAUUUCAGUUCUUCAGAGGCUGGAUGUUCUACUCAAAUAACCUGUGACACAUUUAAUGACUUUGUUCAUCUAUUUAAACAAAUAACCACAGCUAAAAGUCUCAAGGAUCAGACUGUAUAUAUUGUUCUAGAUAAAGCAGAAUAUCUAAGAGAUAUGGAAGCGAAUAUUUUGCCUGGAUUUCUUAGGUUACAAGAAUUGACUGACAGAAAUGUGACGGUUAUCUUACUCAGUGAAAUUGUUUGGGAAAAGUUUCGUCCAAAUACUGGAUGCUUUGAGCCAUUUGUCUUGUAUUUCCCUGAUUAUAGCAUAGGGAACCUUCAAAAGAUCCUGUCUCAUGAUCAUCCUCCAGAGUAUUCAUCUGAUUUCUAUGCUGCUUACAUUAAUAUUCUUCUUGGAGUUUUCUACACCGUCUGCCGGGAUUUGAAAGAGCUCAGACAUUUGGCAGUACUUAAUUUUCAAAAAUAUUGUGAACCUGUGGUUAAAGGAGAAGCAAAUGAACGUGAUACUCGCAAACUCUGGAGAAAUAUUGAACCUCAUUUGAAGAAAGCCAUGCAGACUGUUUAUCUCAGAGAAGUAUCAAGCUCACAGUGGGAAAAGCUACAGAAAGAUGACAUAGACCCAGGACAACUGAAAGGUCUCUCAGCAUAUACUCAUGUGGAACUUCCCUAUUACUCUAAGUUUAUCCUAAUUGCUGCAUACCUCGCUUCAUAUAAUCCAGCAAGAACUGACAAGAGGUUCUUCCUUAAGCAUCAUGGGAAAAUCAAGAAAACCAACUUUCUAAAGAAACAUGAGAAGACAAGCAAUCAUCUCCUUGGACCAAAACCAUUUCCACUAGAUAGAUUAUUAGCAAUAUUAUAUAGUAUUGUGGACAGCAGAGUUGCUCCAACAGCAAAUAUCUUUUCCCAGAUUACUUCUCUAGUGACCCUGCAGCUGUUAACCGUGGUUGGCCAUGAUGAUCAGCUUGAUGGACCAAAAUACAAAUGCACAGUAUCUCUAGACUUCAUCAGAGCUAUUGCUAGGACGGUGAACUUUGACAUAAUAAAAUACUUGUAUGAUUUCUUGUGAAAACAAGCUUCAAAGCCAUAUGGACACUGUGACAAUGACUAAGCCAAGCUGUGUUCAUCCAACUCCUUAGCUGGCCAGGGAGAGGAGUUCUUUGGCUCUAUUGGAUUUGUCCAGACAGGUGCUGGCCCAGCAUGGAAUCUGAUGAAAAUACUCUGAUUGGUCUGGGUGGAUGUGAGCAGAAGACUAUUUACCAAGGACCCUGGAGUAUUUGGAAGCAAUGUGUUAAUUAUAAACAGCAGGGUUUGAGCACAAUCUGUUCUACUCUUAAUGAUGUUAUCUUAACACUGAAAUUGCCUGAAACCCAUUUACUUAGGACUACAUUUUGCUGUGAACUAUCCCCUGCGCUUUGAAGGUGCCAGCAGCCCUUGUACAUAAGCCCAGCCUUUCCACUUCCUCUCCACAGGUGCCUCUGCAGUUGCUUGCCAAAGCAGAUUUUCCUAAGGCCCCUGUUUUAAAAGAUCAUAGUUGCAAAAUAUAAUAAAUAGAAGGGCUUUUUAAAUCCAAGCUUGUAUAUGCUUAUCUUUCACCCUGCCUUUCUCAAAAGGCAAAAUAGUUUGAUCAGAUACAGGCCAAUCUUCCAUCUAUCUUUAAGUCUAUUUGGUAACCAGUGUGCUUGUGUGAGGUUUAUCUGGUCAUUCUUGGAAUUAACCACUCCAACUAGCUUUUUUAAUCCGCAUGAUAAUUUUCUUUUUUAAAUCAUUGGCCUUUAAAGUUCCACAAUAAAAUUUUUUUCUGUUAUAUCA
Molecule: messenger RNA, 2163 nt
Organism: Hipposideros armiger (great roundleaf bat)
Lineage: Eukaryota; Metazoa; Chordata; Mammalia; Chiroptera; Hipposideridae
Gene: ORC5
Product: origin recognition complex subunit 5
Exons: 14
Coding region: 113-1420 (435 amino acids)
Biological process (GO): DNA replication; DNA replication initiation
Cellular component (GO): nuclear origin of replication recognition complex; nucleus
Molecular function (GO): DNA replication origin binding
Source: RefSeq, a predicted model, not a curated record